GUGGAGGCUCCUGCAACACGAGCGCGGACAAAAGCAGGACCUUCGAGCUCUUCGAUCAUGGCCAAAAUCAGUCCAGCAGCUGCUCGGAGAAACCAGGAUGACAAAACAUCGCGUCUGGCGGCAUUAGCUGCAUGGAAUGCUGCGGCUGAUGCUGAGCGCUUGUGGCAGAGCAACGGAUCUUUGAUGCGGCGACGGAUCUCUGCAAAACAGCGGCCGCUGAUGACACCGGCGCUAGGCCGAAGUAGAAGCCCUGCCAGCGGAAAGAAUGCGCCGCGGGGACACUACGAUGUUCUGCAGCUGCCCCGAUCGGCCAGUCAAGAA
Messenger RNA from Symbiodinium pilosum, 321 nucleotides. The record is from the annotation of a GenBank genome assembly. Lineage: Eukaryota; Dinophyceae; Suessiales; Symbiodiniaceae.